AUGCUGGAGGAUGAGGAUGGGAUGAGUGAGAGGGGACUCAGCAGCUCCAGGAGGAGAUAUGACGACGAGGAAGAUUACCAUUCCAUCUACAUCGGGGUGCCAGUGCCCCGGGGGUACCGCAGGAAGCGACGCCGGAGGAGAUCUCCUGCCUCCAGCAGGGACAGGACGAGCGAGAGCGAGCGACACUACGAGCGCCACGACCACUCGGACACCGACGACGGAGGCCACGGCUGCUAUGAGAGUGGCAACGACAAUGCCAGCAGGACCAUGUCUCCAGCUGCUGAACGUCUCCGCUACAUCCUGGGGGAAGACGAUGAACCUCCCAAUCCCACACUUUUCACGGAGAUGGACACACUGCAGCACGAUGGAGAGGAGAUGGAGUGGAAAGAAUCAGCCAGGUGGAUAAAAUUUGAAGAAAAGGUGGAGGAAGGAGGGGAGAGGUGGAGCAAACCCCACGUGUCCACGUUGUCUCUGCACAGCCUGUUCGAGCUGCGGACGUGUCUACAGACGGGCACGGUGCUCCUGGACUUGGAUGGCUACUCCUUGCCCCAAAUUAUAGAUGAUGUCAUUGAGAAGCAGAUUGAGGAUGGUCUGCUCAAACCAGAGCUGAGGGACAAGAUAAGCUAUGUGCUCCUCAGGAAGCAUCGCCACCAAACCAAGAAACCAAUCCACCGGUCCUUGGCCGACAUCGGAAAAUCUGUCUCCUCCAACACAUCCCGCAGCCCCGUGCGGAGCCCGGCCACCGGCGCCGCCUUCCACCGCUCCACCGAGGACCUGCGGAUGCGGCAGAGCGCGAGCUACGGGCGCCUGCGUCACGCGCAGAGUCGAAGCAUGAAUGACAUCUCGGACACGCCGAGCAGUGACCAGUUGAAGAACAAGUUCAUCAAGAAGAUCCCCAAGGAUGCAGAGGCCUCCAAUGUGCUGGUGGGAGAAGUGGAAUUCCUGGAGAAGCCUUUUGUGGCUUUCGUGCGGCUCCUCCAGGCGACGAUGCUGGGAGGGGUGACGGAGGUGCCUGUCCCCACCAGAUUCCUCUUCAUUCUCCUCGGUCCCACGGGAAAAGCCAAAUCCUACAACGAGAUUGGCAGAGCCAUCGCAACUCUCAUGGUGGAUGAUCUCUUCAGCGACGUUGCCUACAAAGCUCGGGACAGAGAAGACCUGAUCGCUGGCAUCGAUGAGUUUCUGGAUGAAGUCAUUGUCCUGCCACCCGGCGAGUGGGACCCCAACAUCAGGAUUGAGCCACCCAAAAAAGUGCCCUCAGCUGAGAAGAGGAAAUCUGUUUUCUCUCUGAAUGAAGUUGGGCAGAUGAAUGGCACAGCUGGUGGGGCAGGCGCUGGGGGCGGCGGCGGAGGCAGCGACGAUGGUGAGAUGCCUGAAGUUCAUGAAAUCGGGGAAGAGCUGGCGUGGACCGGCAGGUUUUGUGGUGGCCUCUAUUUGGAUAUCAAGAGGAAGCUGCCCUGGUUCCCGAGUGACUUCUAUGAAGGUUUUCAUAUCCAGUCCAUCUCUGCCAUCUUGUUCAUCUACCUGGGCUGCAUCACCAACGCCAUCACCUUCGGGGGCUUGCUGGGGGACGCUACGGACAACUACCAGGGUGUCAUGGAGAGUUUCCUCGGCACGGCCAUGGCAGGAUCCAUGUUUUGCCUCUUUGCUGGGCAACCACUCAUCAUCCUCAGCAGCACUGGCCCCAUCCUCAUCUUCGAGAAGCUCCUCUUUGACUUCAGCAAAGGCAAUGGCAUUGACUACAUGGAGUUUCGCCUCUGGAUCGGCCUCCACUCUGCCCUACAGUGCCUUAUCCUGGUGGCCACCGAUGCCAGCUUCAUUAUAAAGUACAUCACACGCUUCACAGAGGAAGGUUUCUCCACCCUCAUCAGCUUCAUCUUCAUCUACGACGCCAUCAAGAAGAUGAUCGGAGCCUUUAAGUACUACCCCAUCAACUCGGACUUCAAACCGGACUACGUGACCAUGUACAAGUGCGAGUGCAUUGCUCCAGACCCAGCCAACGCGACCUUGUUCGAUGCUUCAGCUCCAGUGGCACCGAACACCACUAACGUUUCUCUGUACAAUACUAUUAACCUCACAGCUCUGGACUGGACUCAGCUGAGUAAGAAGGAAUGUCUCAAAUACGGUGGCAGCUUAGUGGGAAAAUCCUGCAAAUUCGUGCCCGACUUGGCCCUCAUGUCCUUCAUCCUCUUCUUCGGCACCUACUCCAUGACCUUGACCCUGAAAAAGUUUAAGUUCAGCCGCUAUUUCCCCACCAGGCUGCGUAAACUCAUUAGUGAUUUCUCUAUCUUUAUGUCCAUACUAAUGUUUGUGGGGCUGGAUGUGCUUUUUGGACUCAACACCCCAAAGCUCCAAGUGCCUACUGAUUUUAAGCCCACCCGUGUGGACCGAGGCUGGUUCGUGUUUCCCUUUGGGAAGAACCCGUGGUGGGUGUACCUGGCCAGUGCCCUGCCUGCCCUGCUGGUCACCAUCCUCAUCUUCAUGGACCAGCAGAUCACAGCUGUCAUUGUCAACAGGAAGGAGCACAAGCUGCGG
Messenger RNA from Acanthisitta chloris (rifleman), 2532 nucleotides. RefSeq names its product solute carrier family 4 (sodium bicarbonate cotransporter), member 5 (gene SLC4A5). The record is from RefSeq and is a predicted model, not a curated record. Gene Ontology annotation, cellular component: plasma membrane. Gene Ontology annotation, molecular function: monoatomic anion transmembrane transporter activity; sodium:bicarbonate symporter activity; solute:inorganic anion antiporter activity. Lineage: Eukaryota; Metazoa; Chordata; Aves; Passeriformes; Acanthisittidae. The transcript has 18 exons. The annotation marks the transcript as partial. Gene Ontology annotation, biological process: transmembrane transport; bicarbonate transport; monoatomic anion transport.